Octodon degus (degu) is the source of this 6702-nucleotide messenger RNA. It is a transcript of the gene Psme4, whose product is annotated as proteasome activator subunit 4. The transcript has 46 exons. Gene Ontology annotation, cellular component: nucleus; cytosol; spermatoproteasome complex. The coding region runs from base 101 to 5290 and encodes 1729 amino acids. The record is from RefSeq and is a predicted model, not a curated record. Gene Ontology annotation, biological process: proteasomal ubiquitin-independent protein catabolic process. Lineage: Eukaryota; Metazoa; Chordata; Mammalia; Rodentia; Octodontidae. Gene Ontology annotation, molecular function: peptidase activator activity; proteasome binding.
AUAUAUUCGACUUUAUGGGAGAAAAUUUAGCAAAGAAGAUCAUGUUCUUUUUAUUAAGUUAUUGUAUGAGUUGGUGUCAAUUCCGAAACUGGAAAUCAGUAUGAUGCAGGGAUUUGCCCGUCUCUUGAUCAACUUGUUAAAGAAAAAGGAACUUCUUUCAAGAGAUGAUUUAGAGUUACCUUGGAGACCACUUUAUGACAUGGUGGAAAGAAUAUCAUAUUCCAAGACAGAGCACCUAGGCCUGAAUUGGUUUCCGAAUUCUGUAGAAAAUGUUCUCAAAACACUCGUGAAAAGCUGCCGACCAUACUUUCCAGCAGACGCAACUGCAGAAAUGUUGGAAGAAUGGCGGCCUUUAAUGUGCCCUUUUGAUGUAACAAUGCAAAAGGCCAUCACUUACUUUGAAAUAUUCCUUCCUACCUCUCUUCCUCCAGAACUUCAUCAUAAAGGUUUUAAACUUUGGUUUGAUGAAUUAAUUGGCCUUUGGGUUUCAGUGCAGAAUCUCCCACAGUGGGAGGGGCAACUGGUGAAUCUGUUUGCGCGACUGGCUACGGAUACCAUAGGGUACAUAGAUUGGGACCCAUAUGUACCGAAGAUAUUUACAAGAAUUUUGAGAAGUCUAAACCUCCCGGUGGGAAGCAGUCAAGUGCUGGUUCCAAGAUUUCUAACAAACGCGUAUGACGUAGGGCAUGCUGUGACAUGGGUCACCGCCAUGAUGGGUGGACCAAGUAAGCUGGUGCAGGAACAUUUAUCUGGCUUGUUUAACAGCAUCACAUCAUUUUACCACCCUUCAAAUAACGGGCGCUGGCUGAGCAAGCUGAUGAAGCUACUGCAGAGGUUGCCGAACAGUGUUGUUAGAAGAUUGCAUCGUGAAAGAUACAAGAAGCCCUCUUGGCUGACUCCUGUGCCUGACAGCCAUAAGCUCACUGAGCAGGACGUUACAGACUUCGUGCAGUGCAUUAUUCAGCCUGUGCUCUUGGCUAUGUUUAGCAAAACGGGCAGUCUAGAAGCAGCCCAGGCCCUGCAGAAUCUUGCACUCAUGAGGCCCGAGUUAGUGAUACCCCCUGUACUUGAAAGAACAUACCCAGCGUUAGAGACAUUAACAGAGCCUCACCAGCUCACGGCUACUCUCAGCUGUGUGAUUGGAGUAGCCCGAAGCUUGGUGUCAGGAGGCAGAUGGUUUCCUGAAGGCCCGACACACAUGCUACCUCUGUUGAUGAGAGCGCUGCCUGGGGUGGACCCCAACGACUUCAGUAAGUGCAUGAUCACAUUCCAGUUUAUAGCAACAUUUUCUACUCUGGUGCCUUUAGUGGAUUGUUCAUCUGUACUCCAAGAAAGAAACGACCUCACUGAAGUGGAACGAGAGCUUUGUUCAGCCACAGCUGAGUUUGAGGAUUUUGUCCUACAGUUUAUGGACAGAUGCUUUGGACUUAUAGAAAGUAGUACAUUGGAGCAAACAAGAGAAGAGACCGAAACUGAGAAAAUGACUCACUUGGAGAGUUUGGUGGAGUUAGGUCUGUCCUCCACGUUCAGUACAAUCCUUACACAGUGUUCCAAAGAAAUAUUCACGGUGGCCCUUCAGAAAGUUUUUAAUUUUUCUAUUUCACAUAUAUUUGAAACAAGAGUAGCAGGCCGCAUGGUGGCAGACAUGUGUCGUGCUGCCGUGAAGUGCUGUCCAGAAGAGUCUUUGAAGCUGUUUGUUCCCCACUGCUGUGGAGUUAUAGCCCAGCUGACCAUGAAUGAUGACGUAUUGAACGAUGAGGAACUAGACAAGGAGUUACUGUGGAAUCUUCAGCUUUUAUCUGAGAUUACGCGAGUGGAUGGGAAGAAGUUGCUUCUUUAUAGGGAGCAGCUUGUAAAGAUUCUCCAGAGAACCCUGCAUCUAACCUGUAAGCAAGGCUACACCCUGUCUUGUAACCUCCUGCAUCAUCUUCUUCGGUCCACGACACUCAUCUACCCCACGGAGUACUGCAGUGUGCCAGGCGGCUUUGAUAAGCUGCCUCCUGAGUACUUUCCUAUCAAGGACUGGGGCAAACCUGGGGACUUGUGGAAUCUGGGAAUCCAGUGGCAUGUUCCUUCUUCAGAGGAAGUGUCUUUUGCCUUCUAUCUUUUGGACUCCUUUCUUCAGCCUGAGCUCAUCAAAUUGCAGCAUUGUGGGGAUGGAAAGCUUGAAAUGUCUAGAGAUGAUAUUCUGCAGAGUCUGACGAUAGUGCACAACUGUCUAAUUGGCUCAGGGAAUCUCCUGCCUCCGCUGAAAGGAGAGCCAGUUACUAACUUGGUCCCGAGCAUGGUGUCCUUGGAGGAGACUAAGCUGUACACCGGGCUGGAGUAUGAUCUAUCCAGAGAGAAUCACCGGGAAGCGAUUGCUAGGGUCAUAAGGAAACUUCUUAAACAUAUACUUGAUAAUUCAGAAGAUGAUACAAAGUCUUUGUUUCUUAUCAUAAAGAUUAUUGGAGACCUUUUACAAUUCCAAGGAUCUCACAAGCAUGAAUUUGACUCCCGAUGGAAAAGUUUCAAUUUAGUAAAGAAAUCAAUGGAAAAUCGGCUGCACGGGAAGAAGCAGCACAUCCGAGCGCUGCUCAUCGACAGGGUCAUGCUGCAGCACGAGCUACGAACGCUAACUGUUGAGGGCUGUGAGUACAAGGUGAUACAUCGGGAUAUGAUCAGAGAUCUCCUGCGGUUGUCUACCAGCUCAUACAGCCAGGUCAGAAAUAAGGCGCAGCAAACUUUUUUCGCAGCCUUGGGAGCGUACAACUUCUGCUGCCGAGACAUUAUUCCCUUGGUUUUGGAGUUUUUAGAACCUGGUAGACAAGGUGUCACACAGCAGCAGUUCAAGGGUGCCUUGUAUUGUCUCCUUGGAAAUCACAGUGGUGUGUGCUUGGCAAACCUUCACGACUGGGACUGUAUUGUACAGACGUGGCCUGCGAUUGUUUCCUCAGGGCUUAGCCAAGCAAUGUCGCUGGAAAAGCCGUCCAUAGUGAGACUGUUUGAUGAUCUUGCAGAAAAGAUUCACAGACAAUACGAAACCAUUGGUCUGGACUUCAUGAUUCCAGAGUCCUGUGUUGCAAUAGCAGAAUUACUUCAGCAGUCGAAAAAUCCUUCUACCAACCAAACACUGCCUACCCCAGAGAAAAUUAAAGGAGGAUUUCAACGCCAACAAGAGAGGAAUGCUGAUGCCCUGAGGAACUAUGAAAAUUUGGUCAACGCGUUGCUAGAUGGUGUGGAACAAAGAAAUCUGCCCUGGAAGUUUGAACACAUAGGAAUUGGUCUUCUGUCUCUGCUCCUGAGAGAUGACCGUGUGCUGCCUCUGCGUGCUGUGCGGUUUUUUGUGGAGAAUCUCAACCACGAUGCGAUUGUAGUUCGAAAGAUGGCUAUCUCAGCUGUUGCUGGUAUUCUCAAGCAGCUAAAAAGAACUCACAAAAAGAUGACCAUUGACCCCUAUGAAAUCAGUGGAUGUCCUAAACCUGCCCAAGUUCUUGCUGGUGAUAGGCCUGAUAAUCGUUGGUUGCAUUAUGACAGCAGCACUGUACCAAGAACUAAAAAAGAAUGGGAAACAAGUUGCUUUGUUGAGAAAACUCACUGGGGCUACUAUGCUUGGCCAAAGAAUAUGGUGGUUUAUGCUGGUGUGGAAGAGCAGCCUCAGCUUGGCAGAAGCAGGGAGGACAUGACAGAGGCAGAACAGAUUAUAUUUGAUCAUUUUUCUGAUCCUAAAUUUGUUGAACAGUUAAUUACUUUUCUAUCUUUAGAAGACAGAAAAGGAAAAGAUAAGUUUAAUCCCCGACGUUUUUGCCUCUUUAAGGGAUUGUUUAGAAAUUUCGAUGAUGCCUUUCUGCCACUCCUGAAGCCCCAUUUAGAACGGUUGGUUGCAGAUUCUCACGAAAGUACCCAGCGAUGUGUUGCAGAAAUUAUAGCCGGCCUAAUCAGAGGUUCAAAGCACUGGACAUUUGAAAAGGUAGAGAGCCUCUGGGAGCUUCUGUGCCCCCUGCUGAGAACAGCCUUGUCCAGCAUCACAGUGGAAACCUAUAGCGACUGGGGAGCCUGCAUAGCCACAUCCUGCGAAAGCAGAGAUCCUCGGAAACUUCACUGGCUUUUUGAGCUGCUAUUAGAAUCACCACUGAGUGGCGAAGGAGGAUCCUUUGUAGAUGCAUGUCGCCUUUAUGUGCUACAAGGUGGACUCGCCCAGCAGGAGUGGAGAGUGCCCGAGCUGCUGCACAGACUGCUCAAGUACCUGGAGCCCAAGCUCACGCAGGUGUACAAGAACGUCAGGGAGCGGAUUGGGAGUGUGCUGACCUACAUAUUCAUGAUAGAUGUUUCUUUGCCAAAUACUGCACCAACAACAUCCCCUUGUAUCCCUGAGUUUACUGCUCGUCUCCUAGAGAAAUUAAAGCCCCUCAUGGAUGCGGAUGAAGAAAUUCAGAACCAUGUCAUGGAGGAAAAUGGUGUUGGUGAAGAAGAUGAGCGAACUCAGGGUGUUAAACUCUUAAAAACCAUACUGAAGUGGCUGAUGGCGAGUGCAGGAAGGGCCUUCUCCGCAGCAGUCACAGAGCAGCUUCAGCUUCUGCCUCUGCUGUUUAAGAUUGCCCCAGUGGAGAAUGACAACAGCUAUGAUGAACUGAAAAGAGACGCAAAGCUGUGUUUAUCACUGAUGUCUCAGGGGUUGCUUUAUCCUCAGCAAGUGCCUUUAGUGCUUAAGGUGCUAAACCAAACAGCAAGAAGUAGUUCUUGGCAUGCAAGAUACACAGUGCUGACCUACCUCCAGACCAUGGUGUUUUAUAACCUUUUUAUUUUCCUGAACAAUGACGAUGCAGUUGGAGACAUCAGGUGGCUGGUUAUAAGCCUUUUGGAGGAUGAACAACUAGAGGUUCGAGAAAUGGCUGCAACCACCUUAAGUGGUCUCCUCCAGUGUAAUUUUCUGACCAUGGACAAUCCUAUGCAGAUUCAUUUUGAGCAACUUUGCAAAACAAAACUACCUAAGAAGAGAAAGAGGGACCCUGGCUCUGUGGGCGAUACCAUUCCUUCUGCAGAGCUGGUGAAGCGCCAUGCGGGCGUGCUGGGGCUCGGGGCGUGCGUGCUUUCGAGCCCCUAUGACGUCCCCACCUGGAUGCCUCAGCUCCUUAUGAAUCUCAGUGCCCAUCUGAAUGAUCCUCAGCCCAUUGAGAUGACUGUGAAGAAGACAUUGUCCAACUUCCGAAGGACACACCAUGACAACUGGCAGGAACACAAACAGCAGUUCACAGAUGACCAGCUGCUCGUCCUCACGGAUCUCCUUGUGUCCCCGUGCUAUUAUGCAUAGGAGGACGGCCGGUCCUCAGCUCGGGCUCUUCUGGUCACGAAUCCCAGCUCCUCAGGUACCAUCUGUGGUGGCCUCUGCAGGGCGAGACGCUCUGCCUCUUCUGAGCGCUCUUCGAUUUGGUGGUUUCUGUGUUGGGUCUCCGUGGUCUGCAUUCACAGGUCCUCAGCUGCCAUUUGUUUCUUAACUUGUCCCAAAGUGUUUCCAGAGUAUUGAUCACUCUUUGAAGCAUCUGACAGAGGCUCAGACUACAAAUAAAUUUCCCGUAUGAUCAUGGCAUCCAAGACCAAGCAGAGUCUAGGAAUUCAUUCAGAAAAUUUUCUUGGAGUGAAGAGUUCCCACCAGUUAUACAGGUCCUGUCAUUUCAUUCAUCUCAAGUUAUUUUGGUUUCUUCCCCAAUGACUAUUGGGCUUAGACGGCAGUGGUCACGGGCCGAACACCCAAUGCCUGAGAGCCACGAGGAGGAGAGGGCGGAAGCAGCCCAGCCCCGGGCCCAGCACGGCCGACAGACCCUCGGCUGCCUCUCAGCGUGGAGCCCUGUGCUCCCCACUGACCAGGUUUCUGGUGCUGAAUAGAGCCAGCUGCUGAAGAACUGGGGGUUUGGUGAAUUAAUUUUUGAUUGUUGUGUGUGCAUACAAUGUGUGAUUUUUUUUUUUUUUUUUGAGAAUAAAUAACAGUAAACACCCUGGCUGAUUGGUUUUUACCUGUAUUCUUUACAAAUAUUGUUUGACCCUCUUUGAAAAUGUUACACUUCACCAAAAUGAACAACUGCUGUAUUUGUGAAAAUUCUGUAAUUUGUUGCUUUUUAUUUUAUUAUUUUUUAAUUUUUUGCCUGCCGAAUCGUUGAGAAACUAAUAAGGCUUGGUAUUUAAUUGACUUGUUUACUAUCUGUUACAUAGAUGUAAAAGACUGUAUAAACUGUAGAGCUAGCUCAGCGAGAUUGUACAGAUAGGGCCCUUCACAGCUCCUUUGUGUAAUUGAUUUGUAAAGACUCACAUGUAGCUCUUUAUUACAGUGAUUUGGGGCUUUUAUACCCACUGAAUGCCAUUUUUGUGUUUCUAAAUUAUUUUCUUUAUCAUUUUAUGUUUUAAAAGCUAAAACAUGGGGGUUUUAGUUCUCUUGCCAUUAGUGUCUGGAUUCUAUGUAGCUUUCUGUGUGCGUCUCUAAGUGCUCACACGUCUGCCCGUGGCAGAUCUAUAGGAUGCAAGCUUAUCUGCUAGGCUGAGGUAACUUACAGGUUGGCAAAUGUCGUCUUGCAACAGCCCUGUGCAGUCUCCCGUGCAGGGGCGCGUGGUGGCUGCGGAGGCCUGGGCCGCGGCGUCUGAGCUCGUGGCGGAGCCCUGUGCAGCGCAGUGCCAAAUGGACGAUUUCACUUGUGUAACUAGUUUAAAGCCCAAUAAAAGGAUUGUUUUUAA